Molecule: messenger RNA, 683 nt
Organism: Contarinia nasturtii (swede midge)
Lineage: Eukaryota; Metazoa; Arthropoda; Insecta; Diptera; Cecidomyiidae
Gene: Dnaaf6
Product: protein PIH1D3
Exons: 1
Coding region: 29-661 (210 amino acids)
Biological process (GO): axonemal dynein complex assembly
Cellular component (GO): cytoplasm
Molecular function (GO): dynein intermediate chain binding; protein-folding chaperone binding
Source: RefSeq, a predicted model, not a curated record
UUAAAUUGUAAUUCGUGGUCGAUAAAAAAUGGAUUUUUUUGAAAAUCCGAAUAAUUUAAGAUUGAUUCAAGAUUUACUUAAAAAACCUGACGGAAAUUCAUCUGAAUCCGAACCGGAGGAUGAUCGUGUUCCGAGUUGUGGUAUAAAAUUUUCAACAUCAAAUUUGAAAACUCACGACAAUAGUACUGAGAAAACUUCAGCGGCUGCGACAACAUCGAAUCAUCAAGAAAUUGGCCAAAGAGUUGCGCGUAGUGUUGCACAAAGUCCACCUAAGACAUUGUUCGAAUGGGAAAGACAAGAGGCACUUGUAAAUGAUACAGAGUUAGAAGAUCGACUAACCCCUGAAUAUCGCAUUGUUUACAAACAAUCUGUUACGCCAGAAGACAUGUAUCUACAAAUAGGAAACAAGACAGCUGCAACAGCAAGUUGCGAAGAAAUGUGCUUGGAAAUUAUACUGCCGAACGAAACAGUUGGCAUUGAUCGAAUGCAAUUGGAUGUGACAACAAACGAAAUUGAUUUACAAACACCAAUGUAUCGCUUAAAAUUGCCAUUAACACAACCGACCGAUCCAGAUCGCGGAAAAGCCCACUGGGACAGCAAUGAGAAAAUAUUACGUCUAACAUUACGCAUGAAGCGCGAAUAUGACUUCAUCAAUUUCUAACAGCUGUGCAAAUGACCACAAC